Messenger RNA from Striga asiatica, 1641 nucleotides. NCBI's taxonomy places the organism in Eukaryota, Viridiplantae, Streptophyta, Magnoliopsida, Lamiales, Orobanchaceae. The record is from the annotation of a GenBank genome assembly.
ACGCACCCAAAUUCUAACCUAGCUAAUUGCUCCAGACUUGAAAAUUCAUUCUCGUCUUCCUCACGCCGUCGGCCCGUCACGCUCUUCCCUCCGUUCAUCCCUUUGUUCCAGUCACUCAGUCAGCCGCCCAGCCCACCUACUACCGCGGCGCCGUGGGCCCUCGUCGUCUACGACAUCACCAGGAAAGCUACCUUCGAGAGUGUCCAACGAUGGCUUGAUGAGCUUAAAAGUAAGCUUUUUAAUAUUAGCUUCGAAUCGCUCAUCCCUCUACCUCGCGAGACGAGAGUUGCCCUAGGUUGCUGCUCCGCGCGAGUUGUCCAGCCCCAGAUUCAGCUCCGCGCGAGUUGCCCUAGGUUGCUGUUGGUGUCCCUGCCCUCUUUCCCGCUGCUCCUCGCCUCUUCUCGCCACAACCGCCGUUGCUGCAAAGUAAUUUGGGAAGAUUUGGUAGAUUUAUUGGUUUAUUGGUUUUUGAUUUAUAGAAUUAUGGUGUCAAUGGGUUCAAAAACCAGUGGUGAUGCUGUGGAUUCAACCCAGCCAUUAGAAAUGGAAACACCAACUGAGCCACAGACAGAACCGACUGAGAUAGCAGCUGAAGCUCAAGCUGAACCAAUCGCAACAGCUCCCACAAAUGCGAUACCCAAACCUCGAUCCAUUGCAUGGGAUAACUUUACAAGAACUAAAGCCGGAGAUAGGGCCAAUUGUAACCACUGUUCUACCUUGAUAACUUGUAAGGGCAAGCAAGGUACAAGUACUAGUGCUAUGUUAAACCAUUUGAGAAGAUGCAAAGCAAAGUUGGAUGAGGUUCAAGAUGAAGAGCGGCCGGGAAAGAGGAUUAAGCAGGAAGGCCGGCUCGAGGCAAAAAAGAAAGAAAAAAAAAACUUGAAUUCAAUGGGCUCGCCGGGGAACGACGGAAAAAAAAUUACAACGGCUGCAAUUCCGAGAAUUGAAAGUACUCCAAACGAGGUCUGCGAUUUCCAUGAUCGACAAAUCCUUCGGCAGGAGCCCGCAUCCGACGGUUGGGAACUAAGAUUUUCUUUUUUGGGCCAAGGGGUAAGUUUUGGUUCUACGGAUGAAUUAGUCGAGAUUUGCUUUGUUUUGUGAUUCAUGUUAUGGAUAUUGAAUUCGAGUAAGAUGAAUUCGUAUUGAUAACUUAAAUACCAGAGGAAAAAAAAAAACGAAAAGUAUUACCUGAAGUAAUUUGUAAUUUACUUGGUGGAAAUUGUUGCCGGAGGUUUGCUGGGAAGUUGAGAGAAAUAUAUUUGUGAUAUGGGAAUUCAAUGGGUGGUGUCCGUUGCGAAACGUUCCCAUGAUAAAUUUAAGAAUUAAAUUACACUAAUUUUAGAUUAUUUAUUUAUUUAAAUUAAAUUCUUCCUAGAGCUGCAAAAUUGUUUAUCUGAUAUUUUUUCACCAUCUAAGUUAAGCUAUGAAAUCAAAAAAAGAAGAAAAAAGAGAGAAGAUAAUCAGAAAAGAAGAAAAAAGUUAAAACAGAGAAGAUAAAAAGUUUGUAUGUACUUACGAAUUUCAGGUCCUGAAGAGUUGAAUCACACGCAAAUUAACUAGUAAAGAUGGGUUUUAAGGAAGAUAUUUAUAAAUAAACUGUAGAAAAAGGAAGGAAUGAAAAACAAGGAAAUUUUCAGAAAG